CGGUAUCUCUGGUUUGUGUACGUUAUUUACAGUAAACCGCUGAGCUUGUAGAGCUGUGAACAGCAGGGGGCGCUCCGUGAAAAUUGGGUUAAUCCACGAAGAAGAACAAGACGAGAGCGACGAGAGAGAGGGAGGGGAAAUUGUUUUGGUCCAAAGCGCAUGCGCAUUGUGCCAACAGUCUGUUCACGCGGGUGUUCAGUGCUAGCCGAUUAGCUGCACUAAAGUCGGUUAAACUCCGGCAAACUCAGACAGUCUUCGUGCAGCCGUUGGUCUCAGGUAAAGCGUGGCAGUUUCCCAUGAGCCCCGUUUGUUUCCGGUGUGAAAAAAGAAAUUUGGCGGUGUUUUUUCCGCGGUUUAAUCCGCCAACGAACCGCUGCUAGUUCGGACAUAACACGAAGCUAACGUCAGCAUCAACGGAAGCUUUAAACGGCCCGGCUGCUCAGGUCCUUCCUUGCUGAGCUGUAACGUCUAAGAGGAGGAGGAAGAUGUCUCCGGUGUCAGAGGUUGAGGGCUCGGACGUAGGGGGGCGGGGCCAGGAGACUACGCUGUCCAAAGAAGACUGUCUGUGUCCCGUCUGCCUCGAGAUCUUCAUGGAGCCCGUCACACUGCCCUGCACACACACCUUCUGCAAGGUGUGCUUCCUGGAGUCGGUGGAUAAAGCCACGCUGUGCUGUCCCAUGUGCAGGAAGAGGGUUUCCACCUGGGCUAGGUUACACAGCAGGAACAACACGCUAGUGAACGAGACACUGUGGAGGCGGAUCCAAACCUGCUUCCCCCGACAGUGCGAGCAUCGCCUCAGCGGGCAGGGUGAGGCUGAGGACCCCCACUCAGCAUUGGUGUGUUUCCGCAGAGUUAGUGAACCUGGAGAGCUGAGGCAAGAGUACGAGGACCAGAUCACCAAACUGACCGAGGAGAAGCGGGAGCUGCAGGAGGAGGAGAGGAAGGCCAGUGAGGAGUACAUCCAGAGGCUGCUGGCUGAGGAAGAGCAGCUGCUGCGGGAUGAGAGGAAGAGGAGGGACGAAGACGAGCGGCUGGCCAGACUGCUCAGUGAUCAGCUGAACCCUCCUCCUCUCGAGGACACGGGUCAUGUUGCUGUGACACCACUGAAGAAGAAGAAGGCGGCCUCUGUGGGACACAUCGAGAAGUUCCUGUGCCCCCGAGUGGCUCCGCCCAGCUCCACCUGUAGCUCCGCUUCCAGCCUUGUGUCCAACAAGGAGAACAUCCUCAUUUCAGAGGCAGCGCUACCGGCAGAACGAAGACCACCUCAGCUGGAUUAUUAUGGGCCUGAGACCGAGCUCCGCCCACCCGAGGAGGUGGCCGAGCGUCAACCAGGGAGUCAGGCAAUCAGAGACGGAGGAUGUUCAUCAGUGAAGAGGAAGAGCUCGGAGCUGGAGGCCACAGAGGAGGCGACAGCAGACACCAAGCGAGUCUCUGCCCAUUUCCUUGGCUCCUCUUCCUUCUCCUUGCUGGAAGCGGCCGAACAGGAGCUACAGGAGAGGAGGAGGCAGGAGGAGGAGGACCGACGGCUCGCUUUCAUCCUGCAGAAGCAGCUCGACCAGGAGGAGAAACGGCGUGCCACUGACAGAAGCAAAGGCUCCACAGACGCCUACCAGCUCCGCCUACACCGACGAGUCGAGGAAGAGGAGGACCGCACUUCCAUCAUGCCAGGAAGACCCUCCAGGAGAACACCAAAGAACUGCACCGCCAAGCCCUCUGCCUCCUCCUCCUCCUCCUCCUCAGGGAAGGGGAGCAAACAGACUCUUCUGACUGAGAUGUUCUCCACCCUCAGCAGCUGAGGUGUCCUCUUCCUCCUCCCCCCCUUCCUGCAGGAGCAUGAAUAAAUUGAGCUGUCAACCUGAGCGCUGUUGUUACUUUAAAACACAUCCUGACCAGAAGUUUGUGGACACGCCGCUGCCUCUUACCUGUGAGUCGUCAUGGUGAGCGCACGGCGGUCCACAGAUUUGAUGGCAGUGAACGUCCACUGAGUUCAUGUGUUUUACUUUGAAAAGUUCUGCUGGAGAAUGACUUCAUGCCUCUCACGUCAUUCAGCUGGAAUGCUUCUUUCUCAUUGGUGGAAGCGCUGGCGAGGACUCAGUGCCGUCAGGUUAUUUUUACCCGUUUGCCAGGUGACACUGAGUCACCAUUAUAUUUCCGGCCCCAGCUUCUGUGACUCCGCCCAGAGCCCCGUCCACAUCUGGUUAACGUGUUGAUGAUUUGUCAGGUGGUGUGUGAAUGUGUCUCCUUAGUGUUGUUGCUGAUGUCGCUGGUGUCACAUGAUAGAAUGUGAGGAAUUGUGGGAUACGAUGCAUGCUGACUGCAGUGGGUCAUGUGACGCUACAUCUGAUUUAUUUUUAUGGUUUGAAUGUUGAAAGUGGGAGUUUCUGUUUGUCCCAGGGUCACCUGAAUGCAGCACUCACCCGUUUAAGCGGCACAUGGCCGCGCCAUACAGUGGGAGGGGUUAAAGAGGCUGCCGUUUCAACCUGUUUGUCAUUUGUUUUUCUGAGAAAUAAACCAUCGACAUCAUUA
Messenger RNA from Pelmatolapia mariae (spotted tilapia), 2526 nucleotides. It is a transcript of the gene rnf168, whose product is annotated as ring finger protein 168. The transcript has 8 exons. The record is from RefSeq and is a predicted model, not a curated record. Gene Ontology annotation, molecular function: metal ion binding; nucleosome binding; ubiquitin-protein transferase activity. Gene Ontology annotation, cellular component: nucleus; site of double-strand break. Gene Ontology annotation, biological process: protein ubiquitination; double-strand break repair. The coding region runs from base 486 to 1796 and encodes 436 amino acids. Lineage: Eukaryota; Metazoa; Chordata; Actinopteri; Cichliformes; Cichlidae.